AUGGAUAAAGGAGGUAAAAGCCCUACGCCCAGGUAUGAAAUGAUGGUCGCAGAGCCAGCGCUGCGUAGUGAAAAUCCUCUUACAGUGCACGACUCCGAGAGUGAAAUACAUGAUGGUCCAGCAUUACAAGAGAAUGAUGAUGGUGAAAUGAUGGUCGCAGAGUCAUCCCUGGUUGGUGAAAUUCAUGUUGGGUUCUAUGACUCUGGGAGUGAAAUACAUGAUGGUCCACCAUUACAAGAGAAUGAUGAUGGUCAAAUGAUAGUCGCAGAAUUAGCACUCGGUGAAAAUCCUGUUACAGCGCAUGACUCAGGGAAUGAAAUGCACGAUGGUCCACCAUUACAAGAGAAUGAUGAUGGUCAAAUGAUGGUCACACAGUCAUCCCUGGCUGGUGAAAAUCAUGUUGUGGUGUAUGACCCUGGGAGUGAAAUUCACGAUGGUCCACCAUUUCAAGAGAAUGAUGGUCAAAUGAUGGUCGCAGAGUCAUUCCUGGCUGUUGAAAAUCCUGUUAUGGUGUAUGACCCUGGGAGUGAUGGUAGGACUCCAAUACAGGAGACUGGUGAUGGUCAAAUGCUGUAUCAACAACCAGCACAGGUUGUGAAUGGACUGUCCAGCCAUUGUGAAUGCAUUGUGAAUGGACUUUGA
Messenger RNA from Paramuricea clavata, 642 nucleotides. Lineage: Eukaryota; Metazoa; Cnidaria; Anthozoa; Malacalcyonacea; Plexauridae. The record is from the annotation of a GenBank genome assembly.